Molecule: messenger RNA, 2682 nt
Organism: Thermothelomyces thermophilus ATCC 42464
Lineage: Eukaryota; Fungi; Ascomycota; Sordariomycetes; Sordariales; Chaetomiaceae
Exons: 3
Coding region: 1-1989 (662 amino acids)
Biological process (GO): nuclear-transcribed mRNA catabolic process, nonsense-mediated decay
Cellular component (GO): cytoplasm
Molecular function (GO): ATP binding; RNA helicase activity; RNA binding
Source: RefSeq, a predicted model, not a curated record
AUGGAGGGCGCUUUCACCCACCUGGGAAACCACCUCGUUUCUGAUUCCGCGGCCGCCAUAAAGGCCGGCGGCUCGGACGAGCUGUCAAACAUCGACCCGGACGAGAACUUGCUCUACGGCUCAUAUGGGGGACGGGGCGCUCGUACGGGCCUGGGCAAUGCCAGGCGCCGCCAGGAUGACGACGACAACGAAACCGAGGUCUUCGAUGACGACGACGAGAGUCUGGCAAGUGUUCCGGUCGACGGCAUGAAGGCUCUCAAAAUGAACGCACCGGAGGAAGAGAAGGAGCUUCCUGCCCAUGCUUGCGCUUACUGCGGCAUUCACUCCCCCGCCAGCGUGGUAAAAUGUCUCACUUGCAGCAAGUGGUUCUGCAGCGCCCGCGGCAACUCGAGCUCCUCCCACAUUGUCAAUCAUCUCGUACGAGCCCGGCAUAAAGAGGUCCAGCUUCACCCCCAGUCCUCGCUAGGCGACACGGUCCUCGAGUGCUACAACUGCGGGACUAAGAACGUCUUCAUGCUCGGCUUCAUUCCGGCGAAAUCCGAUACUGUCGUGGUUCUCCUAUGUCGCCAGCCCUGUGCCGCAAGCACCUCGACCAAGGACAUGAGCUGGGACAUCACGCGAUGGCAGCCUCUCAUCGAAGACCGCUCCUUUCUUAACUGGCUGGUUCAGCCGCCCACCGAUACCGAACAGCUCCGGGCAAGGCACCUCACACCGCCAAUGAUCGCGAAACUCGAGGAAAUGUGGAAGGAGAGCCCGAACGCCACCGUGGCCGACUUGGAAAAGAGCGCUGGCGCGGACGACGACCCGCAUCCUGUCCUGCUGAAGUACGAGGACCCGUACCACUAUCAGAACAUCUUUGGCCCACUCGUCAAGAUGGAGUCGGACUACGACAAGAAGCUCAAGGAGGCGCAGUCAGAGGACAAUCUUCAGGUGCGCUGGGAUGUCGGCCUCAACAACAAGCAUCUCGCGAGCUUCAUUCUCCCCAAGAUCGAGUCGGGCGACGUCAAGCUGGCGGUGGGCGACGAGAUGAGGCUAAAGUACAAGGGCGACCUCCGUCCGCCUUGGGAAGGGGUGGGCUAUGUCAUCAAGAUCCCCAAUAACCAGUCGGACGAGGUCACGCUCGAGCUGCGGAAGUCGGCCAACGACAAGAUGGUGCCUACGGAUGUCGCCACCAACUUCUCGGCCGAUUACGUCUGGAAAGCCACGUCGUACGACCGGAUGCAGUUCGCAAUGAAGACGUUCGCUGUGGACGAGAUGAGCCUCUCGGGCUACAUCUUUCACAAGCUGCUCGGGCACGAAGUUGCCGUGGCCCCCAUGAAGAUUCAGAUGCCCAAGAAUUUCCACGUCCCCGGCCUGCCGGAGCUGAACCAUAGCCAGGUUACGGCCAUCAAGACGUUCAGCCGUCCCAAGACGUCAUUCCGCCCUCCGCGGUACUCCCAGCAGACGCAACAUGCCGCUGGGGGCUAUGCAAACGGCCGCUACGGCGGCAUGAACGGCUCGAACAGGGACUACGAGACGGGCUCGAUGCUGUCGUACAUUCCAGACGACGUGUCGUCGAUCCACAGCUCUGCCCUGGGCGGUGCUGGCCUGUCUUCGGCUUACCCCCAUAUGUUUUCGAACUUCCAUCCCGACCAGUGGCCUGGUUUGCCGGGCGUGGGUGCGGGUGGCCGGCCUAACGCCAAGGGCCGCGAUCGCGGUACCGAGAGCGUCGCGGGCGAAAGCGUCGCCAACAGCGAGUUCACGGACGCGAGCGCCAGCGUCAUUGGCGGCAAGGGAGUGGGCCAAGGAGGGGCCAGUCUCGGUGCCGGUCUCAGCGAGGCAAUCACCUCGGCCCGGCCAACCUCAUACACCCAGAGUGACCGACUCAAGCAGUACGUCGAGAGCGGGGGCCGCAUGGGAGCCGGGAGCGGAUACGGGCGGCGAUUUGAUGACGAUGAGAAGAGUGUCAGCACCGCCUUUGCUAGCCAGAUAGGAUCCGGAUUCGACUGAGUGCUCAUGGGCUAGAUUGGGGGUCCACGUCAGAUGCAAACCAUGAACAGAUCCAGGCGCCGCACCGCAUUCUAGGUACCGCGGCCUACCUGCGUCCACCCCUCCGGGCUAGGGCAAGCACGCGUUCUCGGCUCCGCAUGGGUCACAGCACGCGCAGGCCAGGAAGAGCUGGGCAGAUGCUUCACAAAGCACACCCUCUCAACCGGGCGGGUCUAGUUGCCCUUAUGCUGAUGCUCUGACCAAGUGUUGUUCAGCGCCAUCCUGCCUUACACGAGUAACUCGAGGAGCUUCAAUCAGCCUUCCUUUAUGAUGGCAGCAGGCAAGGUUGCCAGGUAUUCUGGCUCGCAUGUCCGGAAUGACACAGUCCCGGCGAAGGAGCUCGCUGAGCUAUCGCGGCCGGGUAACGGAGGAGCCAUUGACUGUUGAGUGAGAAGUGCAUCCUGUCCAGCAUCUGAGAAUUGCAGGGAGAGGCUUAGCAGAGUAUGAGACGGGGGAAGGAGUCGCUCAUUUUUUUACCUGACACGAAGCAUUCACUGAUAUCGAGACGAGAGGCCCCUGCUGGGCGCCGUCCAUGUUGCAACGGCCGACAGUCACUCCUUUGAAAGGCAGUUGUUGCUUGACAAGUUGAUUUGUAGGCAGACAGACACCUGAGCAGAGCAGAGAAAGAAACAGACAUUCGUUCGUUCCGCUACC